AUGCUACCGACGGCGCCGGUGUUGAUGUUGCGCGGGACGAGGUGGAGCGUGAACGACCCCUACAACCCGGCCAACGACGUGCACUUCUUCGGUAGGCGGGUGACCAUCGGCGAGCGCAAUCUCGACCCCAGCUCCAUUGUCACGCACGAGGCCAAGACCGCACUCUCUGUGUGGGAUGCCGUACCGGUGGUGGCCGCUAGCGGCUGCACGCUCACUAUUCACCAAUGCUGGUGGGGUCUGGCCAACCAGUCGAUCGCGCUGGCCAAGUACCUCGAGGUGGCGCCGGAUCUGCGGGCGGACGAGUGGCCGGCCAAGCGCGUGAUCGAGGUGGGCGCAGGCUGCGGCCUUGUGGGAAUAGCGCUCGGCCUCCAGGGUGCCAGCGUGACGAUCACCGAUCUAGGCGAAGUGCUGCCCAGCAUCCAAAUGAACGUCGAUGCCAACAAGACCGAAGGCCACGAACUGGAUGUCAAGGUGGCCGAGCUGCGGUGGGGCGAAGAUAUUGGCAUUGUGGUACGAGAUGGGCCAUUUGACCUCAUCGUGGCGUCGGACGUGAUAUGGCUCGACCACCUGCUCCAGCCGCUGGUCGACACCUUCACCCGCCUAGUGACAUAUCAGCGCAACUCGGGCGACGGCCACCACACGAGCGUAGACGACAGCCAACGUCGACGAAGAGAGAUCAUACUCGCCCACGAGACGCGAUCGCUGCAGGUCGAGCAGAAGUUCUUCCGGCUGAUGGCCGACGCCGGCUUCGUCGUGCAGCAGGUCAGCUAUGACGACAUGCACCCGUCCUACCGAGCCAAGGACAUCGCGAUCUAUCGGAUUCGAUUGGCUCAUCACGAGGGCACCACGGUGCUCAGCGACUAA
Messenger RNA from Acanthamoeba castellanii str. Neff, 864 nucleotides. RefSeq names its product DNA ligaselike, putative. Bases 1 to 864 code for a protein of 287 amino acids. The transcript is spliced from 4 exons. NCBI's taxonomy places the organism in Eukaryota, Discosea, Longamoebia, Acanthamoebidae. The record is from RefSeq and is a predicted model, not a curated record.